AUGAACAGUAAAUUGGGUGUAAGGUGUAAGAAAGGGUGUAGGAAUAGCAAACCUGUAAUAGUAUUUCUGUUGUCUCAAACAUUUUUGACGAUGUUAUGCCACUUUAAAUUUGGGGUCUUCUUGUUUUAUGCUUUCUGGGUUGCGGUGAUGACUUUAUUUAUUAUCUUCUUCUUGCCUGAGACUAAAGGAAUUUCUUUGGAUUCAAUGUAUACUAUAUGGGGUAAACAUUGGUUUUGGUAUCGGUUUGUUGAAGGCGAAAAUGGAGAAGAAAAUCAUCCAUGA
Molecule: messenger RNA, 282 nt
Organism: Lathyrus sativus (Indian pea)
Lineage: Eukaryota; Viridiplantae; Streptophyta; Magnoliopsida; Fabales; Fabaceae
Source: the annotation of a GenBank genome assembly